This is a messenger RNA of Microbotryum saponariae, 6673 nucleotides long. The record is from the annotation of a GenBank genome assembly. NCBI's taxonomy places the organism in Eukaryota, Fungi, Basidiomycota, Microbotryomycetes, Microbotryales, Microbotryaceae.
AUGGAGACCGGCGAGACCGGCCCACCCCCACCAUCGGCGUCCGCGGCGACGAGCGUCCCGAUUGGGACAAAGGAGACGCAAGUCCCUAUCGCCGCCGCGACCUACGCCACCGCCGCGAUUCAAAAGACCAAGCAGACUCCCGAGCAGCAGACCCAACAACAACACCGUGCCAAGGCUUUGACCCAAAUGUUCGAAGUCAUGGGUGCUGUACCGGGCAAUCGCACCGACCGGUGGUUGCAAGCCACCUUCGCCACCGACGAGUACCCUGUCGCUACCGCUACAUCGCUCAAGUAUUCGGCUCUCAACGCCAAUCGAUCCAUUCGAAACAUCUUCGACUUUGCUCUCGACGUCACUUUGACCGUCCAAGGCGCCUCGAAGGCCUCUCCCGUGUUGAACUUUGCUCCAUCUCACUUCUAGGACAAUAUGCGCUCACUGAAGUAGAGGUGCCUCGCCUUUUGGUGCAGUGGUAUAUUGUUCCUUCAUAGGUUAUGAGCCCAGAGCAACCAGCAGGUCAUGAGUUCAAUCCCCCCUGGGGUCAGGCAAUUUUGCGCGCAUACACUCAGCGUCCCGGCCCCCGCACUUGCCCAGCGGCGUGCCAAGCACCCUGGCGCAUCGACAGUGCUCACAGUGCCCAAGCUGCACUUGCCCAAGCGACCUGAUCAACAUGCCCAGUUGCCUCACAGCCGCACCCACUGCCACAAGCUCUUCAGCUUCGCGCACAGGGGGGUGUUGAACUUUGCUCCAUCUCACUUCUAGGACAAUAUGCGCUCACUGAAGUAGAGGUGCCUCGCCUUUUGGUGCAGUGGUAUAUUGUUCCUUCAUAUCCCGCGGACAAGGCCGAUCUGCUCGGUUGCGUCACGAGACUGCUCUCCCCGCAAUCGCCCCUGUGCUUCGACGCCGAGGUCACCCUUCCCGAGCACCUUGCGGCGUUUGCGCCCCAGAUUAGGGGUAUCCAACACUCGUCUUUCGUCAGGGCCGGUGUGGUCAACCACCGUAUCUCCGUGGGAUUCGUUUCGGCGAAGGCACGUGACUCGGCGCUUACGGCCCCACUGGCGCUUACUUGGCACUCUGCAAAGGCUCACUUCGCAAAGGCCCACCACUUCUACCACAACAUGGUCGAGCUGCGUAUCAACGUCGGUGUCGCAGCGGUCCCAUCCAGGGAUGCCAUUGUUGACUCUUUUAAAUCAAUUGUCACCAAAAUCACAGCCAAGGGACACCGUUGCGAGCUGGUACAAGUCUUGCGCGUGAUCCACGUCGAUAACGACUCGGCCUAUGCGCACUUGGCCGGCGAGUUUUCGGCCUUUAUCCGCUUCGACGACGACGCCCUUUUCAAAGCCCCUAACAACACGCUGAAGGAGCUCCUACCGUCGAAGGUCUCUCUAGCCACUAGAGGCAACAUGCAUACGGCGGUUCGUCACGACUACGAACGAGAAGCGGCCUGUGCUCGGUGCCACUUUGUGGGGCAUGUGGAGACCUGCGCGCUGGAACAGGAGAGGAGGCAGAAGGAAGCGAACAACAACACCGGAAGGCACAACAAGUACCACAACAACCCAACCAACACCAACAACAACAACAACGACACCACCAACACCAACAACACCGACAACGACGCUUCCGAGGUUGUGGCCCCUAGCCGCGCCCUCGGAACCGACCAACUCGAAUCGCGGAACCGAUUUGCGGGGCUCGAGGUCGAAGGAGGACAGGAGGAUGACGUCGAGGAGGAGGAUGCAGGAAAGGAGGGCGAGGAAAAGGAGCAUGUCGAAGAAGGAGACGAGGAUACGGGCGCCAAGGCGGACGACGAGGAUUCGGACUCGGAUGGGAACGCCGGAGCGGGCAUCGACAAGGCGGGAGGCGACGACAAGGACGACGACAAGGACGAACAGGACGACAGCUCGGAGGGAAGCGAACAAAGGGAGGACGAAGGAAACGAUGGGGAUGACGUGAUGAAAGAUGGAGCAGAGGAGGAGGACGAAGGGACGGAGACGGAGGUGGAAGAAGAGGUCGAGCAGGAACAGGGGGUACAGGACGACAGCAUCAUGAUCAUCGACGACGACCAAACGACGAUCACCACGGUUUCCCGCGAGUCGACUCCUCGGAGUCCCUCGUGGCCUCCACUAUCUCCUGAGACGUUGGCAAAGUCGCUGCGCGAGGGUGCGGAGUGGGACCGAGCUAACGCCGAAGCUGCUGCACGUGUCCAAGCAGAAAAGGAGGCGAUCAUCAACGCCCAACUCGACGCGGAGGAACCGCUCGUUCGCCACCAAUUUGCAGAGUGGGGUCAGGAAGAUGGACAACUGCGAUUCAUCAACAUUCGUGGCACCGGCUCCGGGUCGAACAAGAAGAUGAAGAGGUCGCAAACGGUGGCCGAUCUCAGCGAUCCGAGCGAUGACCCGGUCGAUAUCAAGCGCGUUCUGAACAGGGUCAAAGGUCGAGCAGGAAAGGAGGUAGCGGGUCAGGGGAAGAGGGUGACGAGGUCGAUGUCGGCGGCGGCGGCGAUGCAGGUCGAGGGGGCCAAGGCGAAAGCGGAGAAGGGUAAAGGGGUGGAGGAGGAGAAGCGCUGGUCCGACCACGAGCCCGAGGAUGACAUUCUCCCCGAAUUCCCACUCUUUGAGGACGACACUACCGCCAAGAGCACGUCUACAUCGUCUAUCCAAUAAUGAUCAAGCACACCAUCACCAGCUGGAACGUGAGGAGGUGCAUGGGGAUCCCGGAAAAGCGACGCAACAUUUACACCUAUUUAUCAACAUUCAAAGCAUCCGCCAUUCUACUACAAGAACACUUCAUCAAACCGGAACUCUGGCAAUGUAUCAAGGACGAGUACGAGGGCAAGGUCUUCAUCAGCAAACACUGUCUGACUCUGAUCCCCGCCGACUCGCCCCUGAUCGACGCCGAGAUUUUGCGCACCCACUCGGCACUCGACGGACGAAUCCUGGUCACCUCCUUUCGACUUCGAGGCGACAUCCGGAUACUCGAGAUCAACAACAUUUACGCACCAGUCGAUACAAAACAACGACUCACAUUCUUUGACAAACUACAUUUCCACAGGACGCAGAGCACCCACCUUCGACUCCUCGGCGGCGAUCUCAACGACUGCCCGCUGCCGGCGAUCGAUCGGCGGAACCAAGGUCGGCACGGCCAUCACUGGCCGAUCCUGAUCGGCAAGCUCGACUCGCCCUACACCGACUGCAUACGAUUCAAACACCCGCUCACACCAUCUUUCACUCGACCCAAUAUCGUCCGCAAGCGACCAAAGUCCUUUUCACGACUUGACUACUUCCUUCUGCAGCGCACCCACCAAAAGCGACUCGUCCAAGCCUCGACGAUCUACGACCACCCCAAGGACCUUUCGGAUCACCGACCGGUCUCGAUCGUCCUAGUUCUCUCGGACGAGCGAGGAGACGCGGCUCAACCCAACAAUAGUUUACCAACGACAUCAAACCAAUUACAUCGUAUCAACGCGGCGACCUUCAAGACGGCGGAGUUCCAGGGGAUGUUGGAAGGAUGGUUGGAAGGAGCGAGUGGGGAGGAACCGGUGGGGGAGCUCGAGGUGGUGCUGGGGAACUGCGCGAAGGAGGGUCGGGAGCUGGCGAGGAGGGAGCAUCGGGAGCGGGUGGAGCGGAUGGCGGUCUUGGUGGGAAGGGUGCAGGAUCUGGAGGCGUUGCCGGUGAUGGGGGACGAGGAGACGGCCGAAUGGACGCGGACGACGGAGGAACUUAGGCGAGCGGUCAACGAGCGCGCGCGCCAACUUCGGAUCCGAGCCCACGUACCCGAAAUCGCUACCGAGGAACGACUGUCGCGGCCGGUCCACGCCAAGCUCGCGGCACGGAGUUCGGAUUCCAAGAUCACAGCACUGCGAUUGCCCAACGGAGAGCUGACACAUGACAUUGACGUCGCGCUUGACCACACACAGGCGCACUUUCAGCGCCUCUACGAUCUCGAGCCGCGCGAUCGGGACCACGUCGAGCGACUUAGGGACGAUUUCUUGGCGCCGAUCAGGUCGGCGCGCACUUGCGAUGACCCGAGCUCGGACCCGCUCUUUCUGCGACGACUCUCGGAAGCGCACAUCGAGCUGCUGCAGCAACCCAUCACCGAGGACGAGGUCGUAGCCGCAAUCGCAACAACACACCCCGGUCGAUCGCCGGGUCCAUCUGGCGUGCCCUACGAGCUCUAUCACACAGCGCCGCGGGCGUGGGCCAAGGCGCUGAGCAGGGCCUUCAACGCGAUGACCGAGCGCGGCUCGCUUUCACCGAAGCAGGGGCAAGGACUCGCUCGCCUGCUCUUCAAGCACCACAAGAUCAGGGCCGAUCGCGCCGAGCUCUCGUCGUACCGGCCCAUCACCUUGCGCGAGUGCGACUACAAGCUCUUCACCAAGGUCUACGUUGCGCGACUCAACCACGUGCUGCCGGACCUGCUCCCACCGCAACAGCACGGCUUCGUCAAGGGCCGCCGAUCGGCGGACGCGUCAUUCCACCUGCGACUCUUGAUCGAAGAGCUGGGCGCGCGCGGCACCGAGUUCCCUGACGCGGCGCUCUUGUCUCUUGACCAAUCGUCGGCUUACGACCUCGUCGAGCACGAAUGGAUCUUCGCCAUCUUCGACGCUCUCGGCGCUCCUGCCGCCUUCCAACGCGUUCUGAGGAUGCUCUACUCGGGUGACUCAACCACGGUGCGAUAUAUCAUCAACGGCUUCUUGACUCCGCCGGUGCGGCUGACGUGUGGGCUCGGCCAAGGGGACCCGGCGUCGUCGUCGGUCUGGGAUGUCGUGUUCCAGCCGUUCCUGGAUGCUCUGCACCGUCGAGGCAUCGCGCUGAACCUCUCGCUUCCUACCAUUCACCCCUACCCACAGAGCCGCGCCAUUACAUCCCUUGCGUUUGCCGAUGACGUCGUCGUCGCUGUCGCGGGCUCGGAGUCACUCAACUUGCUCGACGACCUGGCGCUCGACUGGAGGCUCGCAACCAAUGGCCGGCUCAACACCGACAAGACCGUCGUACUACCCAUCGGGUGUCGCUGGGAGGCUGGCGAUCGUCCGCUCGUCGUCAAGGCCGAGGGCGAGUCGCUCGAGUGGAUCGGCCUAUCUUUCGACCCCACCGGCAACACCGAACUCGCCAACGUGAAUCUCGUCGCACGGCUCGAAGCGGUGCUCGAUUCGGCACGGGACCGAGGGCUCACACACCACACCCGAGCGUUCUACGUCAACCGAUACGCCAUUCCCAAGAUUCUGCACAUCCUCUCCGCCGACAUCCCACCGCUCGAGGUCGUCAAGGAGCUUGAUCGCAUUCUCGCCGACUUUGUCCGCGGCGGCAAGAGGAGGUCGUGCUAUGGCAAGGACGUCGUCUUCACACCGAGGUUCAAGGGGGGUCUUGGGGUCAUGCGGAUGCAGGACGUCGUCGACUCGGUUGCGGCACGCGUCUGGGACGUGCUUCUUGGCGGUUCGGAUGCGAUCUGGCAGGGACUUGCGCGCGCGGCGAUUGUACGAGCCCAUCCCGCCCCCGACUUUGACUUGGCAACCGAUGCGUGGCCUUGCGACUACACUCCGAUCCGAACCGAUCUACACCCAAGAUGGCAGGCCGUGCUGAAGGUACCAUCGAUGCACAAUGCGCAAGUCAAGCCGAGGACGUUGACGCUCGCGAACCUUCUCGCUCUUCCGAUCAAGUUGCACACCCUUCACUACCUACCGGGAGCACCAGCUGUGUCGCGACCACCCUACGACGCCGACUAUGCUGCGUUUGCCAUUUACGCCAAGGUAGCGGACCUGUUUCGACGCGAGCUGUACCCGGGCGGGGGCUUUCAUCUCUGGACGCCGCCGACGGAUGUGGUCGUCAGCAACAGCGAAUACGAUCAACGGGGCCGCCCACAACGAGAGCACAUCGUGGCAUGGUACCGACAUGCGAUCAAUCGAUUGAGGUUCACACCAAUAGCUCAACCGGUGGCGGCAGUACGAAUCAACGGGCCUCCCCGAGUCCGCCCCACCACGCCGCUCGAGUCGAUCCUGCCCCAUCCGAUCGACCCGCCGCAGCGCCUUCCGAGACCGGCUCUCCCAGACCAAUCAACACAAUACAACUUGCUCAGCAUGGAUCGGCCAUACACCAUCCGUCGCGUCCGCCGAGUCUUGAAUGCAAAGGCCUUCACCGACACGAUCGGUUUCAGGGACUCGCUGCAGCCCGACGAUCUCAAGGGAUUCUGGAAGGGGGUCAACUCGAAGGCAUUGACGGCGAGGGAACGCGAGGUGUGGUUCAAGCUCGUCAGGAACUUCACCCCGACUCGGAGUCUGCAGUUUCAUCAAAAGCACGACGACUCGCCCGCGUGCCUCGUCUGUGGAGCGCCCAAGGACGAUCGGGAGCACUACUUCUUCGACUGCGUUGACUCUAGGAACGUUUGGAUCGCGGCAAGGGGCGUGCUCUGCGACGCACUGGGGCUCGACACGAUCGACAACACGCAUUACACGGCCGUUCAACGCAUGUUCGGACUUCCGAAGCUCAAGGCCAGUCUGCGCGAUCAAGAAGGAGCGGGGAGGACGAUCGAAAUAUUCACCGGGCUGGUCUUGGAGAUGAUCAGCAGCGGGAGGUGGGGGAUGCAGAAGUGGGGGACGAGGAUGGAGGGUGUUGGGAGGAGGAGGAUAAUCUUGGAGGAGAGGUUGAAGCUGAGGGCGGGAGGAGCUUGGGGGAGGAGAAGGCAGUAG